Salvia miltiorrhiza (redroot sage) is the source of this 2009-nucleotide messenger RNA. Its product is annotated as putative F-box/LRR-repeat protein At3g18150. Lineage: Eukaryota; Viridiplantae; Streptophyta; Magnoliopsida; Lamiales; Lamiaceae. The transcript has 3 exons. Gene Ontology annotation, molecular function: protein binding. The coding region runs from base 108 to 1826 and encodes 572 amino acids. The record is from RefSeq and is a predicted model, not a curated record.
AAAUAAAUAAAUAAAUAAAUAAAAAAGAAAAAGCCAUCUCAGAGUUAGUUUGGUACUGCUCCCAAAUUAUCGGUGGAAAUAAAAAUUGAAUCUUCAGAAAAUCGACGAUGUGGCGGCGUAGAAUGCUUUUUCAAUCGCGUCUUCCUAGGGUUCCCGACGCCAUUACUCCACCAGAGCCCGGUCGUAGCGACGAUCGCGAGUUGGGGAAGAAGAAGACGAGGAAGAAGCGAAGAAAUACGGAUUUGAAUACUGAUAAAAUCAGAAAGAUGCGAAAGAUCGCCGGAGAAGACGAAGUAUUGGAUCGGAUAUCGGAGCUGCCGGACUCGAUCAUCCACCACAUCCUCAAUUUCCUCCGCUGCACCAAAGACGUGGCUCGAACCACGGUUCUCUCGAAGAAUUGGAAGCGCGUGUUCGAUUCGUACCAGUCAUUUCACUUCGAUCAGCGGUGGUUUCGGAUGCGGAAAGAGGUAGGGUUUUUCGAUUUAGAAACGGCGGGGAAGAAGAGAUACGAGGAGUGGGAUAAUUUCAAGGGAUAUGUGGGGAAUUCGCUGGCUACGAGGCUCGAUCGCCUCCAAUGCGUGGACAAGUUCAGAUUGUUCGCGUAUGGUGUCGAUAUUCAGUGCAUCGCGGGAUGGAUUCGUGCCGCCAUUGCUAAGAAUGUGAAGGAGCUUGAUGUUCAUGUGGAGACUUGUAGGAAUGAUGCGCUACCCAUUAAUUUGACUCAGUCGAGUUCGAUUACUUUCUUGAAGCUGACGGGCCAUGCAAUGUAUAGUUUAGCUUCGAUGAAGAUGUGUAAUUUGAGAGGGAUUUCGAUCAAAGAGGCCAGGUAUUUUGAUGUGAAUUUGAUGAAGAAACUCGAAGACAACUGCCCCUUGCUGGAGGAUUUAAGGAUCGUUGGCUGCCCACAGUUGUCACAUUUACAGAUUUCCUCCCUCGUUAAGCUUAAAAGGGUUGAGGUGCACGACUGCGAAUGGGCCAAACGCAUUGAAAUCGCGGCCCUAAAUCUUGAAACGUUUUGGUUUCAUGCCAAGGAGAAUCAGAAGUGCAGAAUCGAUCUCAAAUGCACGCAAAAUCUGAGGAAUUUGACAUUGAAGGGCAGUGGCAUGAGGGACUUUGCCUUCGAAGAAUGCAUUUCUAUGUCUCCGUUGCUCGAGAAAUUGGAGCUUCGCAAAUGCACCAGAAUAGAGAAGCUUAGGAUUUGCAGCCAUACAUUGAAGAGCUUGGCCUUGAUCCAGUGUUCCAAGUUAAAGGAAGUUGAUGUUAAUGCUCCUUAUCUCCACUUUUUCGAAUAUGAUGGCCCUGUGAUGUUUUUCCCCUUCCUCAAUGCUCCGCGUUUAUCUCAAGUGAAGUUCUCUUACAGGCCGCCAUAUAAGAAGAGGUGGGAGCACUUCUUUUGGAACUUGGAUGGAUCCAAAUGGUUUAAAUUGAUGGUAUACACGAAGGAGACUAUGAAGAUUUUUGAAGAACCAAGUGAGGCGAAUCUUAUUCAAGUUAAUGCUCGCAGGAUAGAAUUGAUUGCAUCAACGUCAAAAGUUGUGAAGAAUGUUGAUAAUUGGUUGAGGGAAAACCAUGGAAAGAGUCUUGUUGUAGUAUCCUCGUCCGAGGGUGAGCUACUAGAGUUGAUAAACACGCUGAUAAUCGACAGAGAAGAUAACCCGAGCUGCUGCAGAUUCUACUCGAACAAAUGUUGGAGACAUUACAUUGAAGAUGUUAAAGUUACAACCAUGGAUGCUGUAGAGAAGACAUCUUAUGACUUCACAUGGACGCCUAAGAUAAAGAAGCCGAGUGCUACAAUGAUUGAUAUUUUUGGCUGUGCUGAUGAAUAAGACACAAGAAUUGUGUUCGUCAGUAGAAAAAUAGAAUUUGGAGUCUGAUUUUAUUCUCUACUUUUUUCUUAUACUAAAAGUAUUCCUGGCUGUGUCACGGUCACUGCACAUAAAUUUACCCGGUUCCCCAAUUUUUACCAUGAAGUUUCAUGGUAACUCUGAAUCAGUUACUCAUGCAGAAAA